UGCGGUGUCUUCUCCCUUGCAGGUCACUGUCGGCUGAUGAUAAACGGUUGUCCUUAGCAGCAGACAUUCACAUGGGCAUAUGUACCUUAUGAAUAGCAUUUUAAUACAAUUUAAUAUUUGAAUUGGUUCUCAUAAAUGUCCACAACCAUGGAACACCAAGAGGCUGGUGAUCUUUGCCAAUAUACACCUGAUCAUCACCAACAUACAGGUGAGAACCAUCAACAAACCACUGGGCUCCAACAGCAGACCACUGAGAGUCACCAAGUGUAUGGUGAGCAUUACCAAAAUGGAAAUGACAAGUGCCAGCAGACAGCUGAGGACCAUCAGCAGUCUGGGACCUCAACCAAAACCAAAGUACACCGUUGUCACACAUGUCAGCUGGCAUAUUCCACAGCAUCAGAACUACAAAAACACAUGAAGAUUCAUGACCCAAACAAGCCUUAUCAGUGUCAACAUUGCAGUAAGAACUUUCAUACCAAAACUGGUCUUGAUAUUCAUGCAAAAAAACAUACAGGCAAAAGACCAUACAAGUGUGAUGAAUGUGAUAAGGCAUUCAUAACAAAACCAGUCCUUGUUAUGCAUAUGAGAGGUCAUACUGGGGAGAAACCUUAUGAGUGCAAGGUUUGUCAUGCAAGGUACACACAAAGUUCAACUUUAGCUGACCAUAUGCGGCGUCAUACAGGAGAAAAACAAUAUCAAUGUCCUGUUUGUUAUAAAAGAUUUAUUACUAGAAUUAAUUAUCGACAUCAUGUGUGUGUGUGUCUCGGAACAAGUAGAUUUGAAUGUAAAUUCUGUAACAAAAAAUGUCCAAGUACCUCUUCUCUAAAUCACCACAUAAAGACCCAUACUGGUGAUAGGCCUUUUGAAUGUGCAGAAUGUGGAAAAUGCUUUAUUAAUAAGUCAGCCUUGUCAGUACAUAUUAAAAUUCAUACAAAUGAGAAACCUUUUAAGUGUGAUGUGUGUAACGAAUGCUUUGCUUUUAAAAGAUCCCUGAAUUUACAUAAAGAGAUUCAUUUAGACGGUAAACCUUUUCAGUGUGAAAAAUGUGGAAUGGUACUUAGCUCUAUGAGUUGUCUUCGACGUCAUGAAGUGGGGCAGUUCUCAUGCAUGAAAAAUUUGUCAUUUAAACAAUGGUUAUGUAAAAUAUGUGGAAGGCAGUUUCACACUAGACUAAUGGCCAGACGUCACAGAGAGGAAUGUGAUUUAAGAACUGUACAUGUAAGUUUCUGCUGUGACUUCUGCCGUCAGGAAUAUAAAACUUGCAGUGCUUUGGCAAAACAUCUGCUUGAACAUGCUAAACCUGGUGGCCUUGGUUAUGAAGACUUACUCAGUGAAAUGUCUACUUACAGUAAUGAAGAAUAUAACCCGGCCUUGCUAGUGCAGAGAUACAACAAAUCUGUUAAACACACUGAUAGUGAUACAUCAGUCAUUAAUCACAUUGACAGUAAUGCUUCAACCAAAACUUUGCUCUUAAAUCAUCUCUUACAAAACCUGAUAAGACUCUUGUUGAAAAUAAAAUAUUUCAGUGUGAUAAAUGUGGAAGAAAAUAUAGUACUCUGUAUCGCCUUCAACAUCAUGAAGAGAAGCUAAAGCUAAAUGCGAUCAAGACAAAACGUACCUUUGAAAAUUUCUUAUGCAGAACAUGUGGAAGGCAAUAUGCCAGCAAAGGAAAUGCUACUCGCCAUAUGCAGGACUGCAGUGACGACAACGUACAUGCAUUUUUUUUCUGUGACUUCUGCAAUCAGGAUUAUGGAACAUACGAAGGUUUAGUAAAGCAUCUGCUGGAGCAUGCUAAACCUGGGGGCCACGGUUAUGAAGAUUUACUCAGCAAGAUGACUGAAGAUGAUGAUGAAAACCCAGCCUUGAUAGUACAGAAAUACAACAUCUCUCGGAAUAAUGUUAAUAGUGACACUUCUCACCAACAAACAGGUAAUACUGCCAGUCGAAAUGCACAACAUAUGUACAACUCUCGGACAACUGGUCAUGAUAAGACUCAUGCCAAUAAUAAAAUAAUUCAGUGUGAAAAAUGUAAAAAAAUUUUCAAAAAUGUGAAUAAUUUUCAAUAUCACAAAGCCAGGCCGUUUGCAUGCAUGAAUUUCUUUGCAUUAAAACUAUACUUAUGUAGGAUAUGUGGAAGGCAAUACAGUGCAUUAAAAAUUGCUAGACAACAUAGACGGACAUGUAAUUCGAAAACUGUACGUGUAAGAUUUUUCUGUGACUUCUGUCGUCAUGAAUCUGGAUCAUAUGAAACUUUCAUCGAACAUUUGCUUAUGCAUGUUGAGCCUGGGGGCUAUGGUUAUAAAGACUUACUCGGUAACUUAUCAAAUUGCAGCAAUAAUGACUGCAACCCAGCCUUGCUUGUACAUGAAUAUAAUGUAUUUAAUUAUACAUACAAAACCAAAAACCCACCAGCAAACCGUGUUCCAAUUGUGGAUAAUUCUAGUCCCACUGGGACCACAAGUCCACCAGCUAGCCUUGCACCAUCUGUAGAUAAUUAUAGUUCCACUGUGGCCACAAGCCCAUCAGCAAACCUUGCACCAUCUGUAGAUAAUUCUAGUUCCACUGGGACCACAAGCCCACCAGCAAGUCUUGCACCAUCUGUGAACAGUUAUAGGGUAACUGGAACCAUAAGGCCACCUGCAAACCUUGCAGCAUCUGUGGACUGCUACAGGAUUCGUGUGAGAAAUCAAGGACCAAACUUAGACAAUUACAUAUCAGCAGAAAACAAAUUCCCAAACUCAAAUGUAGGCUACCUUGAAGCAUAUGUUGACAGUAAUGGAUCCACUGAGCACACAGACCAAAUACAAAGCCAGAUACAGUUGCCAGACCUAGCUGGACAACAUCAGGGUCCUUCAUGUUAUAACACUCUUCAGGCUACACACAGUGAGUCAACCCAGCACCACAACUCUAGAGAUAGUUGCACUCUCACUAAGUAUUAUCAAAAUACAACUGUUGCUGAUGGUGUACAAGUGAGCCACAUUGGUGCAGGCUGUCAAAUUGUACAAGAGAGAGAAAUGAUGGUUGAAGAACAUUCUCUCGCAAGAGGAUCCAUAUCACUGAUGUGUGAGGGAAAACGUGAUAAUUGUUUGCGUGAUAAAAGUAAUUCUGAUAGAACAAAUAUGAAUUGUAAGCAUAGGUACACAUAAUGGUAGAACGGAUUUUGAAAACAAGGACAUUUAUGGUAACAGUUUAAACAAUAUGAACAUGAAUAUUAAGAAAGAUAUCUUUAAAGAUGAUAAAUACUUUGGUAGUAUCCCAAACAAAUUUGUGACACUAGAGCUUCCAGACUGGAAUAAUUUUGACACCAAAGUAAUCACUGGAGCUCCUGUGAUGCAGAGGAAUUAUGCCAUAAUUGAGGAAAAUGAAGAAGUGUGUGUGAAGGAAGAAGGGUGGGGAAAAGUGGACAAGUGUGUGCAAGAGUUCAGCGAGUUGAUGCCGGAGGUGAGGGUCCUAGAAAGCACGUCCCUUUUCACCAUCAAUGGUAUCACUCUCAUCAAGAAUGAAGUGCCUCGUUCAGCUCAUCCCUAAAGCUACUAGAGAGUAGGUCCCUUCUCACCAUCAGUAGUAUCACAUUCAUCAAGAAUGAAGUGCCUCAUCCAGCUCAUCCUUUGCUUCACAUUUGACUGUUUUAUUCUCAAUAACCUCAUUGGUGUCUAUUUCACAUAAAACUACAAUAUACAAUAAUGUAUUGUCUUUAACUUUUCUCCUACAUGACAACUGGUACAGAAGAUACUGUGAUCCACGUCUGCCAAGCAAACACUUAACUAUUGCCCUCCAGUAGUCUUGACCUCAGUAAUAACCCCAUCCAGAGAGCACCCAACUAACACAGGCUUAACGAUUAUAAUUCACAGAACAGGUGGAGCUCGAACUGAUAGAAAGAAAGCCCUGAACCUCAUAACUGUUAUUACAAUUUUGUGAGUCAGUUGUAUUGUUAAUAUCUGUGACUUAUUGCAUAUCUUGUAAUUAGUUAGAAUUUUUGCAGCAAAUGUUUUUAUUUAAUUCACUAUUAGUAAUUGAUCUCUGGGCACACACAAAUUGGCUAUUGAAAAAGAAAAUGGUUGAUUUAACAUAGGAUAACUCAAUUAGGGUUCCCCCCUAAAUGCUUAUGUUUAUAUUUACUGCUUGGUAAACCAUCGCCAGAGGCAAGGAGACUUGCCCAUAUUUGCUCACCGUGUGGAAAUUAAACUCAGGUCCUUUCAGUUGUGUGCAGAACGAUGUACCACAGCUACAGGUCAGAUGUAUAGAGAAGUUUUUGCUAUCUUCUGCCCAUGUUUCCCCUAGCAGUAACUAGGAACCUGCAUCAGUACUGUUGUAGGUCACAUACUGGUGGGUUUGGAGAGGCUGUGAAUCACCUGAGGCAAGAUAACAUCUCUUAGUUGUGUAAACUUACUUCAUAGUUCAAGUUAUGUGAUGUAUUUGGUAUACAAGUUUAUAAAACCAAGAAAAUCUCGCUAUUGAAAUGAACUCCUUUAUGAAUUGUGGUUUUCAUCAUUACAUUAAGACCAAUGUUACUCAGGUGAAAUACUAUGUACUAUAUUUUAUAAGCCUUCUUUUUUGUUCUAAUUAGUGUUGUUUAUAUGGAUCUUAUUACUGUUUUGAAACUUGUAUAAUGCCUAUUGUAUAGAAAACAAAAAAAUGUUAUCAUAAGCUUCCCUCUCCUAUAUGUGGGUUAUUUUUGUAGUGCCUUUUGUAUAGUAAUGGUAUAAAUAGAAAAGUGU
Molecule: messenger RNA, 4718 nt
Organism: Cherax quadricarinatus
Lineage: Eukaryota; Metazoa; Arthropoda; Malacostraca; Decapoda; Parastacidae
Source: RefSeq, a predicted model, not a curated record